GAUGUUUACACCAUGACAAAAACCGAGACGAAUCAGAUUGGAUGCUACGAAACGUCAGACUACGAAACUACUACAACCGACAUCAAGAAGAACCAAAAGUUAUGAUCGCUACAGCAACUGAAACCGACACUGACUAUAAGACGAUUACAAUACUCACAAAAAUCCAAGGAAAAGAUAUACGCAUCUUACUGGAUUCAGGAGCAACAGGUAACUAUAUAAGUCAAAAGUUUAUACACCUCAACAAAAUACCCAUCAAAACGACUGACGAAUGGACGAAAAUCGUUGGAAUUGAUAGAGAGACAAUCACCAAAGGAUACAAGAAGAAAACCAGUGGAAUACUCAUGAGAUCAGGGAAAUAUGCUACAACAAUCACGUUCGACAUUGCACCAAUGGACACUCAGUAUUACGACGCAGUAUUAGGAAUGGCAUGGCUGAAAGAACAAAACCUGAUAAUCGACUGGGCCUCCGGAACAGUGGCAGUCAACUCCAGCAUGCUAAAAACAAAGACAGAAACCAAAGACAUCGAGAAGAUAUUGAAUCUUCAUGAGGAAUCAGGGACAUCCUCAGAGAAAGGGCAAGCUGAUACCCUAAGAAAGACACGGAAGGUGACGUGGACUCAAGAA
Talaromyces stipitatus ATCC 10500 is the source of this 623-nucleotide messenger RNA. RefSeq lists its product as uncharacterized. The transcript has a single exon. NCBI's taxonomy places the organism in Eukaryota, Fungi, Ascomycota, Eurotiomycetes, Eurotiales, Trichocomaceae. The annotation marks the transcript as partial. The record is from RefSeq and is a predicted model, not a curated record.